Messenger RNA from Ilyonectria robusta, 799 nucleotides. RefSeq lists its product as uncharacterized. The record is from RefSeq and is a predicted model, not a curated record. Lineage: Eukaryota; Fungi; Ascomycota; Sordariomycetes; Hypocreales; Nectriaceae. The transcript has 2 exons. Bases 115 to 645 code for a protein of 176 amino acids.
CCGGAUUACCAACAAAGGAUAAAAGCCACCACCAAACGCUCUCAGCCAACCUUUUCGUUGCGAUUUCUCAUCACCCACACGCAAUCAACAUUCAUUCUCGCCAUCACCGUCGCCAUGGCCAUCAUCGCCGUCCUGCAAUCCGUCUUCGCCAACUUGGCACCCUUCCAUCUUCUUUCCUUCUCGGCCCUCUUUGGCUCGCAGCUCUACCAGACCUUCGUCGUGACCAAGGUGGCCUUCAAUACCCUUCCCAGACCUGCCUACACCAAAUUCCAGAAGACAAUCUUUCCCGUGUACUUCCAUGGCCAGUCACUGCUCCUCAUUCUCACGGCGGUGACGUUCCCGCCACACGGACCGUUGUCGCUCAUCCAGCAAAAGAGUGACUGGAUUCCGUUUGCUGUUUCGGGUGUCGCAUCGGCUCUCAACUUCUUCAUCUAUGGGCCUAGGACACGCCAGUUGAUGCUGGACCGGGCUCAGCAAGGGACCGUGGACGCGAAAGCAACUGGCUUGGAUGGGCCCAGCGAAGAAAUGGCACUUCUGAAGAGGAAGUUUUCGAGAGCCCAUGCCAUGUGCAUUCAUCUAAAUCUGAUAUCAAUCGGGGCUCUCCUCUGGUACACCUGGAGGUUGGCCUCUCACCUUCAAUAUUGAGCAUUGAUGCGGCCAGUUAAAGACCCGAGUGUGACAGGCACCAACGGAUCACAAAUUCAUUAAAAACCGAAUAUUUGGUCUCAACUAGAUUCCAGUAGAUAUCUACAUCCCUUCUCCACUUCAUUGCAAUCAGACAACAUUAGCUUUUUGGUCA